AUGGCAGAAAAUCCAGCAAAAAAGAUUGAGAAAGAAGAACAGAAUAGGCAGGAGACAGGUAUUCCCCACCCACUAGAAACUGAACUUGGUGUUAAAACUAUAGACUGCAGAAAACCACUUAUCCCUUUUGAAGAGUUUAUUAAUGAACCACUGAAUGAUGUUCUAGAAAUGGACAAAGAUUACACUUUUUUCAAGGUCGAAACAGAAAACAAAUUCUCUUUUAUGACUUGUCCCUUUAUAUUGAAUGCUGUCACCAAGAACCUGGGAUUGUAUUAUGAUAAUAGAAUCCACAUGUACAGUGAACAAUGCAUAACUGUACUCUACAGCUUAGUUCAAGGACAAUAGUUGGAUCCAUAUUUAAGACUCAAAGUCAGACAUGAUCAUAUCAUAGAUGAUGCACUUGUCCGGCUAGAGAUGAUUGCCGUGGAGAAUCCUGCAGACUCGAAGAAGCAAUUAUAUGUGGAAUUUGAAGGAGAACAAGGAGUUGAUGAAGGAGGUGUUUCCAAAGAAUUUUUUCAGCUAGUUGUGGAAGAAAUCUUCAAUCCAGAUAUUGGUAUGUUCACAUAUGAUGAAUCUACAAAACUGUUUUGGUUUAAUCCAUCCUCUUUUGAAACUGAGGAUCAGUUUACCCUGAUUGGCAUAGUACUGGGUCUGGCUAUUUACAAUAACUGUAUACUGGAUGUGCAUUUUCCCAUGGUUGUCUACAGGAAACUAAUGGGGAAAAAAGGAACUUUCCAUGAUCUGACAGACUCUCACCCAGUUCUCUAUCAGAAUUUAAAAGAUUUGCUGGAGUAUGAGGGAAGUGUGGAAGAUGACAUGAUGAUCACUUUUCAAAUAUCUCAGACAGAUCUCUUUGGUAAUCCAAUGAUGUAUGAUCUAAAGGAAAAUGGCGAUAAGAUUCCCAUUACAAAUGAAAACAGGAAGGAAUUUGUCAGUCUCUAUGCUGACUACAUUCUCAACAAGUCAGUAGAAAAGCAGUUCAAAGCCUUUCGGAGAGGUUUUCAUAUGGUAACCAAUGAGUCUCUCUUGAAGUACUUAUUCAGACCAGAGGAAAUUGAAUUGCUUAUCUGUGGAAGUCGGAAUCUAGACUUCCAAGCAUUAGAAGAAACCACAGAAUAUGAUGGUGUCUAUAACAGGCACUAUCUUAUUAUUAGAGAGUUCUGGGAAAUCGUCCAUUCAUUUACAGAUGAGCAGAAAAGACUCUUCUUGCACUUUACAACAGGUACAGACAGAGCACCCGUGGGAGGACUGGGAAAAUUAAAGAUGAUUAUAGCCAAAAAUGGCCCAGACACAGAAAGGUUGCCUACAUCUCACACUUGCUUUAAUGUCCUUUUGCUUCCGGAAUACUCCAGCAAAGAAAAACUUAAAGAAAGAUUGUUGAAGGCCAUCACAUAUGCCAAAGGAUUUGGCAUGCUGUAAAAAAAAAUAAUAAUAAUUAAUAAAUAUAACAAAAGGGAUAACAAUUGGUGGUGAUGAUAUCCCUAUACAAAAAAGACCAUAAGAUAGUGAGCUACAGUAGUCAUCCGUGUUUGUGCCUCCCUUCUUUCCUGGAGACAUUAGGGCUGGAACAGCAGAUUUCAGCUGCUUGUAUGAACAAAUUCUUUUUUUUUCUUUUCACGUGAAAGUGUUACAUAUUCUUUCACUUAUAUGUACAGAGAGGUUUUCCUGAAUAUUUAUUUUAAGGGUUAAAUCACUUUUGCUUGUGUUUAUUACUGCUUGAAGUUGAGCCUUUUUGAGUAUUUUAAAAAAUACCAACAAACUGUACUUUCCCAAGGAAAAAUAUUGCCAUCAUUUGUAGCCCGUGUAAUCUUCAAGUAUGUGCUUUUUUUUGUCCCUGCAUCUACUCAAAUCAGGAACUGUACUUUUUUGAACAGUUUGCUUUUAAAACUUGAAGUCCUGGAAACAGUGUGAUGCAAUUACUGCUGUUCUAGCCUCCAAAGAGUUUUCUGUGCAAAAUCUUGAGAAUCAAUAAAGAUGGAAGGGAGAACUUGGAAUGUUUUAACUGCAGCCCUGAGAACUUUACUUUAGUCACAGCACAACAAAUUAAAAAACAAAACUCAUGCCACUGUA
This is a messenger RNA of Antechinus flavipes (yellow-footed antechinus), 2070 nucleotides long. Its product is annotated as ubiquitin-protein ligase E3A-like. NCBI's taxonomy places the organism in Eukaryota, Metazoa, Chordata, Mammalia, Dasyuromorphia, Dasyuridae. Gene Ontology annotation, cellular component: cytosol. The record is from RefSeq and is a predicted model, not a curated record. Gene Ontology annotation, molecular function: ubiquitin protein ligase activity. Gene Ontology annotation, biological process: protein polyubiquitination; regulation of ubiquitin-dependent protein catabolic process.